This is a messenger RNA of Salvia splendens (bonfire salvia), 1329 nucleotides long. RefSeq names its product aspartic proteinase CDR1-like. Gene Ontology annotation, cellular component: extracellular region. The record is from RefSeq and is a predicted model, not a curated record. NCBI's taxonomy places the organism in Eukaryota, Viridiplantae, Streptophyta, Magnoliopsida, Lamiales, Lamiaceae. The transcript is spliced from 2 exons. The coding region runs from base 1 to 906 and encodes 301 amino acids.
AUGUCGUUGCAUACAGUUUUAUCCUUCUUGCUUUUAGCAUUAUUGGCUACAUGUUAUGUGUCACUACUAAACUAUGAUGGCUUUACCAUUGAUAUGAUUCACAGAGACUCCUUGGUUUCUUCUCUGCAAAACUCAAAACCUAGUAACAGAAACCUCUUAUACGGUGCCCUACAGCGCUCCAAGAGGCGUGCUGAUUAUUUGGCAUCGGGUACUCCCACCGCUGAUGUCUUACCUUCUGGUGGAGAAUUUCUGGUGAAACUAUCAGUUGGUACACUGCCAUUUGAGGUAAGCGGUAUUCUUGACACAACUAGUUCUCUUUCGUGGACGCAGUGCGCGCCAUGUACCAAGUGCUUCCCUCAGAAGCAGCCUCUCUUCACGCCCAAUAAAUCCUCGUCCUACAAAGUGGUGGCUGGUAAUUCAAAGGCCUGCAAGUCGCUUGGAGGGACGCCUUCAACCUCUGGAGACAACUUGUGCAGGUACUCCUUGUUGUACCAGCUGAAGUACCACUCUCGUGGAGUCCUCUCCUCGGACACGAUCACCAUGAAAACCACCUCAGGGGUCGGGCCGAGUUCCCUCAUCACCCAAAUGAACCCUGUUACUGGUGGUAAGUUCUCGUAUUGCUUAGUCCUGAAUGCGCACAGCAAUCCCAAGCCCAGCAAAAUGCAUUUUGGCAGCAGAGCUGCAGUUACUGGUGCUUCAGUAGUCACCACUGCUAUGCAAAUUGUCAAGAAUUCUUAUGCUGUCACCUUAAAGGGAAUAAGCGUUGGAACCACGAGGCUGGUGGCAUCAACCCUCUCGGAUUCCUUAUACUCAUCGAAGAUCUUUGGUUUCUCCGAUCAAAAGAUGAUCGUUGACACUGGAACUAUAGCCACGCAUAUUCCUGUGAAGCACUCUACGAGUCCUUAGAAGCAGCGAUGAGGAAACAGAUCAACAUGGAUGCUCACCGUGAUCCGGAUUCGUUGCAGCGGCUGUGUUACAAGAAGCCCGGCCGCAGCAUGCUAGCGCCUAUCGUGACGCUGCACUUUGCUGGAGCAAAUGUGAAGUUGUAUCCAGUAAACACAUUCCUUAAUGCUUUGAAUUCGAAGGAUGUUCAUUGCCUUGCUUUUCAGCCUGAUAAAAGGGUAGCCAUUCUUGGGAAUUUGGCACAAGUCAAUUUCUUGGUGGGGGUUUGAUCUCACGAAGAAGCUCGUCUCCUUCAAGCAGACUGAUUGCAACCAACCAGUAAUGGAGAAAGACACAUUUUCUUAUGGCUUAAUUGACAGUCAAUCCGCAGACUAUUGAAUUUAAACUUCAUAUUGAAUCUGCCUAAAUAAAUAAACUUUAAUACUA